Trypanosoma theileri is the source of this 402-nucleotide messenger RNA. RefSeq lists its product as uncharacterized. Lineage: Eukaryota; Euglenozoa; Kinetoplastea; Trypanosomatida; Trypanosomatidae. The transcript has a single exon. Bases 1 to 402 code for a protein of 133 amino acids. The record is from RefSeq and is a predicted model, not a curated record.
AUGCAGGAAAACAAUAUCCAUGCAUCCUACCCAUAUAGUAUCAUUGUCCAUCAUGGAAAGCAGAUUGUCUUUCUUGCCCUACCGCCAAAAGCCACAUGGGUUGAGGCACGCCGCUCGUACGCAGCGUUGAUGAAUCUAGAUCCCUCGCAAACAGUGCUCGCACCGUGGUUCGCCACAGCCACUAGAGAGUCUCCCCGUCUGCCUAAAGACGACGCCGUCAUUGAAUGGCCAAAAAAUGAAUAUGUGCAUGUCACUGCUAUAACAGGGACACCAGGCGGUGUAUGGACAUCAGUACCAUCACAGUAUAGACCUAUUGAAGCAAGAAGGCGUGGUAUUGAAACUAUUCCAUCAGCAGUAUGCGAAUAUCUGAACGCCAAACAAGCCGUAUCACCUUCGCGAUAG